CAUCCACAAGCCAAGGUCUCACCAGCACGCAGGUGCACACCGAGCUCAAUUCAUUGUUUCUACCUACUAAUCCCAAUUAGGCUACGGAAACUUUUAACAGGCACCCAGAGGCCAUUUUAGGAUGGAUGAGGGCAAACCAACAGAAACUUAAGACAAGAUGAAAGUACUGUUAGCUGGAAACAGCUGAACUACAUAGAGGUUUGCAACAUGUAUUGGACAGGGCAGCACACCUCCUGAAGGAUCAGGUAUGCAGCUUGGGGAUAAUUCUGUUGUCUGUGGAGGUGCAAGUGUCUUCAGGGAUAGAGGUAUAUUAAAUAAAUAAAUAAUUUUGAUGGUGUCAAUGAUAAUACUCCAGUGUGGGAUAAAGUCAAGGUUGAGUCACAGUCUGAGGUUGCAGACAAAGAAGUUCAAGUCCUGGCUCUGACAAACAGAGGGAUAAAAUCCCUUAUAUUCUGUAGUCCCAUUGAAACCAAUAGGGAUAUGUGUUGUGAUCACUGGGUACUAUUUAGAAAGCUUUGUGAAAUUUAAAAAAAACAAAAAGCCAAGUGGAAAAACUGUUCCAUUUCCCAUGCAUUUUGCAUGGGAACCCUUGUCAUGCAUUUUGACACUGAAAUUUUGCCCAAACAAAAUUGGUGCUGCAUGAAACAUUUCUGGGAAGCCCUAUUUUUGCUGUUAGCAGCUGCACUAAAAACCUUGAACUUGGUUACUUUCUGUGGCUAGUGUUAUCGGACUCUCUUCAAGCUGUUUCUCAAAUGCUUUGAAAAUAUGUUAAACAGCUGGAGAAAGGCAUACAGCGCUGUGAAAACAGGCUGUUUUCUCUGUAAUCCUUUGCAGCAUUUCUCCACCAAAAUCACAGUCAAGCCAGUUUAAACUAUGCUCUGUUUUAUAGCAUACAAUAAAUAAAUAUUAGUUAUUUGUUGAUCUGAUUAAUUUGUUGAUGUUUUUACAUGCUACUUGUUUUCUAAACUGUAAUGAAAGGGCAUUCCUGCAUCAUGAGAAAUGUCGUUUUAGUGCAGACAAAUAGAAACAAAAUAUUAGCAGGACUACAAUUAAAAAGGACAAUAUACAACAAAUACACAGUCAGAAUAGCAAAAAUGAGUCAGACUUCAGCAGAAGAAAUAAAAAGCCUUGUACUUACGAUUGGUUAUUUUACUCCCCUUCUAAGUUUUUCCUCCCCUUCUAUUGUUUUUUAAAACACUAAAAGCUGCAUUCAAAAUUAACAAAAAUGCAUCAAAUAAAGCAAUAUUAAAAGGCACAUAUUAAAACAGCUGACAUGAGGAACAGUAGAAAGCUGCAGUUAAAAAGAGUUCAGCAGUCCUAAGGCUGUCUGCUUAGAAGCAAGGCCGAAUGUGUUUACGAUGUCUUACUCCCCAGUAAAUCUGUAAAGGAAAGCAUCCUAGCAGAUACUUAACAAGGAGAGAGAUGCCUGGCAGAUCUCCCUAAGGAUAAUUUUCCAGUAUGUCAGCAUCAGUACCUAAAAGACCCUGUCUCAUUGCACCUGUUGGAUGACACACAAGGGCAGAACAGAGCUUCUGAAGCUGAUCUUGAGUGAGGGAUGGGGAAACCUGUGACCCUUCAGAUGUUAUUAGACCCCAACUCCUUACCAUUGGCUAUGUUGUCUAAGCUAAUAGAAGAUGGGGUCUAACCUCUGAAGGGCCACGAGUUCCCCAUCCCUCACUCAAGAUCAACUUCAGAGGCUCUGCUGCCUAUUUCACCAUUGUCUGCCUCUUUUGUUUCAAGUGACUGGCAUGGGAGCAGAUUGUACCUGAUGCAACCUCUCCCCCGGGGUCUCAUCUGCUUGUUGCGAGAACUAAGGUCUCAUCCAGGCAAAAAAGGUGAGGCCUUUUAACCUUCAUCUUGGUUUCAAGUGGUUAUUGCUUCAGGGGAGAAAAGAUCCCCUGUUACUGGAUAAUGAGGUUUUUAUAAGGCAAACAGGAAGCAUGGGCUACAAUCAGUUAAUUCCUUAAAGACUAAUCAUUGGGCUGAUAUAAUGGUGGGGAAAAAUCACUCUUCUUGGAUUUGUUCAAUGAAUGAGUGGCUUUCCCAUAAAGAUUCCCAGAAGAUUCUUCUGGCUUGUUGACAGUCUGUUAUUUUGAUGCAAAAAGACAUGUUUUUGUGGGUAAAAGUUUUUUUUGCUGCCCAGAACUCUAGCUCCUUUUUGAGGGUGCUGCAAAGUAAGUACUGCCCCCUACUGCCCAUUCACAUAGGUCCUCCAGAGCAGGAAAGUUCCAUCCCUACCCCAUGUUUUAUUUGAUUUUUACCAAGGUAAAAUGAAUUCAUUUAAGACUUCACCACCAGCAACUGUGACACUAUCAAACCCAGACCUGUGUAAUAAUAUUUGCAGUUAUGUAGAUUUGGGCAUGAUCCCACCUGUCUCUGGUAGGGAUGAACAAAUCUGUCAUUUUCUCAUUUCUCUAAUCUUAUGUUGAGUUUGCCACAUCUCUGCACCAGUUUGCAAAAUUUUUGUUAAAAAAUCUUUAUGAAAUUUGUCGGCAUUUUAGUGUACAUUUCUCCCAAUAAACACAUUUUUGCAUGCAUUUUUGAAAAAUAUACACAUUUUGCACAAACCUUUCCCUGAAAUAAUGCAUUUUGUAUGUUAUUUUCACCAUUUUAUGUACACCUCUCCCUUUUUUGUGCACAUUGGUUGGGGCCAAUUGGUUGCACUGGAAAGUUUGGAGAGUUGCCGAUUUCAAAGGAUCAAUUCCUGUAUUGUUUUGGAAACUGUGAAUUAGGUACCGGUAAGUUUAAAAUGCAAGCCCCGCUCCUUAAUACCUGGCCUUGGUCCUGCAAAGAUUUAUCCCUGGGAUGACCCAGGAGAGAGGGGAUGUUAUCAGAGCCAAUCUCCAAUUAUGAACAGGAAUAAAUGUCAUCUCUUGAUUACACCUUUUAGUUGGUUGUCCCAGAGUUGGUUAACCUUCAUUUUGUGCCUCUGGCAUGCUAAAGAAGGUAUAGCAAUUUCAACUUUCUAUAUUAGAGGGGAGGAAGCCUUUCAUAUAUGGCACUCUCUCCCCCACCCCUCCGGAAAAGCUUUUUGAGAAUGUGCAAACGAAGCCAUUUUCCUUAUCCAGCACUGAUCCUCCUUCACACUUGCAGAAGCAACAGAGAGAAAAAGAAGAGCUAUGGCAAAGCCUGGUCAAGAUGAUGCAAGGAACAAAGCCCAGAAGAGAGCUUUCAGUUGCAGCUAGUUGAACAGAAGAAGAAUUCUUCAAAGAAUUGAACUCUCUCUACCAUUCUCGCAGGAAGGAGUCUCAUGGGAGGAAGAGAAAACAGCUUUCAUUUUAACAAGUCAUGGUAUUUAUGGCCCUUUCAUGAGUUUUGUUUGAAAAUAUGAAAGUAGAUGGACUUAAACCUUGUUUCCAAAGAGAGCAGAGGGAGGUGAGAGCACACGAAAAAGGCAGAUGCGGCUGAAUCAACUUUGCCC
Molecule: messenger RNA, 3421 nt
Organism: Podarcis lilfordi (Lilford's wall lizard)
Lineage: Eukaryota; Metazoa; Chordata; Lepidosauria; Squamata; Lacertidae
Source: the annotation of a GenBank genome assembly